AUGAAUAAAUGGAAAGAAAUAGUUGAGCUUGAUACCAAUGAAGAUGAGCAGAUUAUGCAAGAAGCUUAUUGUGUGAGUGCACUUAUUGGUCAGUAUGCAAUUCAUCAUUUGUGUAAAGAGCCAUGUAGUGAUGGUGAUCAAACAGGUCAUUCAUGGGUUCGAAAAAUUUUGCAAGGUCAUCCGAUUCGUUGCUAUCAAAUGUUUCGGAUGGAAAAACACAUAUUCCAUCAACUUUGCACAGAAUUAGUUGGGCAUGGUCUGAAGCCCACCACUCAUGUGGGGGUUGAGGAGAUGGUUGGAAUAUUCUUAAACAUUGUUGGUCAUGGGGUAGGUAAUAGAUUGACUCAAGAAAUGUUUCAACACUCAGGAGAAACUGUGAGUAGACAUUUCCAUAAUGUACUAACUGCUUGUCUUAAGUUGUCAAUUGCAUACAUUAAGCCACACGAUCAUAUGUUUCGAGAUAGUCAAACAAAACUUCGAAAUGAUCAACGUUAUUGGCCAUUUUUCAAGAAUGCUAUAGGAGCAAUUGAUGGUACACAUAUUCCAUGUGUGGUUUCUCCUAGUGAUCAAGCAAGAUUUAUUGGAAGAAAAGGACAUCCCACCCAAAAUAUAAUGGUUGUAUGUGAUUGGAACAUGUGCUUUACUUUUGUGUUACCUGGAUGGGAGGGUACUGCUCAUGACGCUCGUGUUUUUGACCAAGCUAUCACAAAUCCUAGCAUGAACUUCCCACAUCCUCCCACUGAUGCUGGAUACCCAACACCAAAGGGCUUCCUUGGACCCUAUAGAUGUGAGCGCUAUCAUCUUCCUGAUUUUAGGCGUCAAUCUGGAUUUUCAAAUCACAAUGAGGUAUUCAAUUAUUAUCACUCAAGCUUAAGGUGCACAAUAGAAAGAACAUUUGGUGUUUGGAAGAAUAGGUUUGCAAUUCUGCGGAAGAUGCCUAAGUACAAAAUUGAAACACAAGUUCAACUAGUUUGUGCAACCAUGGCUAUACACAACUUUAUUAGGAGGCACUCUGAGAUGGAUAUUGACUUCAAUCACUAUGAAGAUGAGAACAUAAUUGUUGACACAAAUGGUCCUAAUCAACACGGUGAUGUUAACUUGGAGUCCUCACCGGUUCUAAGCAUAUCUUCCUCACCAGAGAUGGAUCAUGUUCGAGACACCAUUAGAGAUCAAAUUGUAAUGUCCAAAAACAUUAACUAG
This is a messenger RNA of Lotus japonicus, 1200 nucleotides long. RefSeq lists its product as uncharacterized. Lineage: Eukaryota; Viridiplantae; Streptophyta; Magnoliopsida; Fabales; Fabaceae. The transcript is spliced from 2 exons. Bases 1 to 1200 code for a protein of 399 amino acids. The record is from RefSeq and is a predicted model, not a curated record.